UUUCACAAAUAGGUAAAGAAUCGCGUAAAGAUUUUUGAUAUUCAUAAUAUUUUUCGCGUCGUUUGUUGGAGGCGUAUGCUAUUAUGUGAAUAGUGAAUAAAUAUUAAGGAUUACACUGUAUUCUUAAAACUAUUCUUUGGAAAAUGGAGGUGUCACAUUCAUUGACACUAAACGAGACUGCCCUGCUGCAACUACCAGAUGAUAAGAAGCCACAUUUUAUAUUUGAGUGGCUCAGAUUCUUAGAUAAAGUACUUGUAGCAGCACAUAAGUCAGAUCUCAAGAGCUGUCAACAGAAGUUAGUGGCCCAGUUGGUCAACCUUCUACGUGAGAAUCUCGGGGCACCCGCGCGUAGGUUACUCGCUAGAUGUCUAGCGACUUUAUUCUCAGUUGGUGACACGUUCCUGCUUUUUGACACAGUUAACAAAUGCAAUGAUAUUAUCAAAGUGAAGGACGACUCCCCGUCAUAUUUACCGACCAGACUUGCUGCAAUAUGUUGCUUAGGAAGCAUGUACGAAAAGCUUGGCAGAAUGAUGGGGAGGUCCUACGAAGAAACUGUGACCACCCUAGUGAGGUCGAUGAAGAGCGCUGAGUCGCAGACUCGCCUGGAGAUUAUGACUACACUUGACAAGAUAUGCGUGGGAAUGGGCACAGCCGCCGGGGCGGCACUGAGGGAAGUGUCUCGUGCGGCUCGUGCCGCCUUACUCAAUGAAAGGGCGACCCCGGUGCGGGCAGCUGCCGCUAAUACCAUACGUCACAUGCUGCCCCUGUUGAGACUGUCACCCGCCGACGUUGACGCUAUAGCAGCCGCGUGCUUGAGAGCGGCUCAUCCGAGUGAUUACGGGCUUCGGUGUGCAGUCGCAGAACUUUUGGGUGCACUAAUAGCAGCAACUCAAGCUGGAGAAGUUAAUAAUAUCAAUACGAAAGCAAAAAUAGGAUUGCAACCAGUGGCAAAUAAAAAGGAUCCUCCAAAGAACGUUAUAUCUCUGGAAGAAGCUCUGAACUUGCUGAUGGGGGCAUUCCUUCGUGGUGGUACCUCAUUUCUAAAGGGGGAGAUAAUUAAAUCUGGUUCCGGAGUCAAUAGAGAAGUUCGCGUUUGUGUUACUAAUGCGUACGUAAUGUUUGUACAAAAUAUGGGCGGUGUUUGGCUUGAGCGCAACAUGAGUACGUUUUUGACACAUGUGCUGGACCUAGUUGCCAACCCUAAAGCUGCCAGCUCCCACGUCGAUGCUGUUUAUUCCAGAAAAUGCAUCAACUAUAUCUUGAGAAACACGCUGGGAAAAAUGUUGGGCGAGAAGGCUCAGGCAUCGGCGUGCCGUGAAAUAAUUCAGAUAGUUGCUAAACAGAUGAACAGCAUAGACUUCAACCCGGAGAAUGCUAAAGACUGCAAUCAGGAAACGUUAUUCAGUCAACAUCUGCUAGUAUGUGCACUGACCGAAGCCGGUGAAUUAGCGCAGCAGCUGGGAACAUCUGUGCACAACCUCGUUGCGGACACUUCUCUCAACAUGAUCGAUACUGUCUGUUCUGUACUGGAACACCCGUGCGUUGCAGCCCGUUUAGGCGCGGCGUCUUGUCUGCGUGGACUGUGUAUAGCGCAUCCCGCUUUAUUGGCGCCUUUACUAGACCGGUGUACUGACGCGUUGGACGUGCCCAGACCGACGCCGCAUCGGAUAUCGGGUUAUUCAGCAGCAUUAGCAGCUAUAUUAGGCGCUGUCAGAUCGUCUCCAUUGGGCGUACCUCACGGGCGAGGCAAGAUAGCUUUCAACGCUGCAGAGCAACUUCUACGGUCGGCUGGUCAAAGCAGCCGGUUGACCGCCGCAAGGACUAACGCUGGCUGGCUCAUUGUUGGGGCUAUUUGUACUUUGGGGGUGCCUGUAGUUCGUGGUUUGUUACCUCGAAUGUUGCUUCUAUGGAGAAAUAGCUUCCCGCGCUCGGCGAAGGAGCUUGAAUCCGAGAAAGCAAGGGGAGAUGCUUUUACUUGGCAGGUGACGUUAGAAGGGCGAGCGGGUGCUCUCUCCGCUUUACAUAGUUUGCUCAUACACUGCCCGUCACUCGUAAACAAUGACGAUACUGCGAAAAGAUUGACACAACCCAUAGAUGGCGCCAUCGCUGUUUUGACUAACGUGGGAGCAGUAGUACGCAACUAUGGAGGAUCGCUAAAAGCUCCAGCGGCGUUAUUGCGGCUGCGGUUAUACCAAGCUUGCGCCGCAUUAGGAGCUGCGGCCUCCGCGCCCGCGGCCCCGUUGUUGCGGUUGCUGGCCGCAGAGUUAGCAGGAUCUGCGGACGCGAGCGGUGCAAAUGUUGCUACUGGUAUGCUAAGAAGCGCCAUGCACCCACGAGACACCAUAUUACUUGGGGAAGAAGGUUGGAUAUAUGAUACGGAUCAUGCUGAAAUAGAAGAACAGCUUAUAUCGCCGCUGAGUGCAAGCGGUUCAAGCGCUUUAGAGCACGACCCGUGUUGCUUGUAUCGCAAGUUGUCAGGCGCACAGCCAUUGGGAGUCGCUGUUAUAGACGCUUCAGUGGCGCUUUUCCCUUUGAUAUUCUCACGAGCGGCCAAUAAGCAUAGACAACAAAUGCUCGAACAUUUUGUGGAGUGCAUUAAAAUGUCCAAAGGAAGUAGACAAGAGGCAAUUCAAAUCAACGUAUACACAGCCCUUCUUUUAGCGUUGCGCACUCUAGCCGAGCAGAAGAGUUCUCUGGGCGCGGGACAAGAUGCUGUGAAAACUGCCGCUAUGGAACUUAUUAUUGCCGGUUUAUCAGCCAAUAGUGCCACAGUACGUGCCGCAGCCGCUUCUUGCGCUGGAAGACUUUGCAGCUGUAUAACUGAAGCGGAAAGUCAAGCUUUAAGCGAAAGAGUUAUUGCGUUAGCGCGAUCGUCUACCAGUAGACCGGUCCGUGCAGCGGCUGCAGCGGCUGUGGGCGCUGUGCAGAGAGCGAGAGGAACUGCUUCCAGCGCUACAGCGCUGCCGGUGUUGAGAGCGCUUGCACAAGAUGCCGCUGCUGUGGAAGUGCAGGUAUGGUCGCUCCAUGCAUUGUCAGUCCUCGUGGACGCGUCAGGGCCAAUGUUCAGAGGCCACGUGGACUCGACCUUGAACCUAGUUCUAAAGCUACUAUUCAGCGCGCCACCCUGUCUAGAUGAGUUACACCGAAGUAUUGGAAGAUUGCUGGCUGCCUUGAUUACUGUCGUCGGACCUGAGUUGCAAGCGUGCGGAUGUGCGGCGGUGGGCCGGUUCGUAUGCGCGUGCGCAGCGCUGCGUGAAGGCGGGGGUGCGGGCGCGGCUGCCGACGCCAUUGGAGGCCUGCAGCAGCUGCACAUGUUCGCGCCCAAUCACAUCAACUUACACGCUUUGGUGCCGCAGUUAUGUAGAGAUCUGUCAAGCCCGGAGUUGUCAGUACGUCGCGCGGCGUUGUGUUGCUUGCGUCAGUUGUCGCAAAAAGACGCGGCUGACGUUUGCAAAUACGCCAAGCUUACUACUGACUACGUGCCUCCUCGGCCUUAUUGCGGUGUCGUUGUACCGGAUACGGGUCUCCCAGGCGCUCUAUUCGCAUACUUGGAUAUGGAACGCGAUAAAACAGCACUGUCGCAUGCCCGCGACACUUUAUCUUGCUGUCUUCUAGCGGCGGCCGGUAACAGAUCCGUGAGGGACUGGCUGGUUUUGGCCAAGAAGGUGCUGACUGUACGUCUAGAGGACAGCGGUAAUACGGAGACAGAUUUCGACGCUGAAGGCGAUGACGACCAGGCGGAAUUCCACGCUGAGUCGGAACAGUCGACACAUCCAGCCGUACAGCCGAGGUGGCCUACUCGGGUAUUCGCGAUGGAAUGUAUCCAGAAAGUUAUGGCUGCUUGUGAAGCGACAGGAGAUAGUGCGCAUUUUGAUCUUGUGAAGGCUAAGGAAAAACUGUUAAUUGAUCCAAAUGCCGAUUACCUUUCGCUCCACCUUUCGGAUCUCGUCCGCAUGGCGUUCGUUGGCGCGACGGGCGAGUCCGAUGCGUUAAGACUGUGCGGUUUGAAGACAUUGCAGAUUAUUAUACAGCAAUACGCUCGAGCACCCGAGCCUGACUUCCCGGGACAUUUGCUGUUGGAGCAAUAUCAGGCACAGGUGGGUGCAGCCGUACGACCGGCAUUUGCCGGCGAUACCGCUUCCCACGUCACGGCGGCAGCUUGUGACGUAUGCUCAGCGUGGAUCGGUUGCGGCGUGGCGAGGGAUAUCAACGAUUUGCGCAGAGUCCAUCAGUUGCUGGUUACCAGUUUGGAUAAAUUAAAUAAAAAGGGCAACACGACUCUUAUAUACAAUGAGAGUAUGGCCACACUGGAGAAACUUUCUAUUUUGAAGGCUUGGGCUGAGGUAUACAUAGUAGCAAUGGUGAGCAACGACAGCGCUCCCGGCAGUUACGUGAAGCAGCUCGACACAAAACCUGUUAACAAUCGCGCGGAAAUCGCAAAAUGGCGGAAUCAAGUAUUGCAAAACAAUAAUCAAAUUGAUAACGCCAAUCAGGAGAGCGACGACGAGGAAUAUGGAGAGUUUGAGUCGAAGGGGGAGAGUUUGCUGAAGCUAGUAGAACCCGAGCUGGAGAGUUUGGGAGAGAAUUGGUUGGCUGCUUUGAAGGAUCAUGCGCUUUUAAGUUUACCGCCUGAAUUCGCAUCUCAACUCCCGCACGGCGGCGGGGCAUUUUACUCUGCGGAGACCGCGGAAGCUUCGAGGGCUCACUACGCGGGCGCUUGGCCUUCCCUUCUAUAUGCAGCUGCCUUACGCUUUAACGCCACUAUAGCCAACUCCAGCCAAGGCACCGAAAAUACAGAAAACACCGACAAUGUUGAUAAUAAUAGAAAUAACAAAACUGAGAAUGGAAAUUGCGAGUUUUUUGAACCCGUUGACGAAAAGUUUCAUCUUCUUUUUGGUAUUUGUAUGGAAGCGCUAUGUGCACAGCGCGAUAUGAGCGUGGAGAACACCAUUACAGUUUUGUUGUCUUUGGUCACUCUACUCGAUGCUCCUGAAAAUAGAGCAAGAUUGCUUAAAGACCGAGCGUUAGCCAUAGAGCUUUGCCAGAUCAUUCAUCGCACAGGUCUGACGCAGGAAAGUGUCGAAGCGUUAUUACUGGCCGCUGAUGUGCUACAGCCAGUGGUGGCCGCGGCUAGGGAACAGCUGAGAAAAGCGAUGCAGGACAAGAUAAAGGAACUCGCACCGAACGAGUCGACGGAGAGCAUACCUCAAUCAGUCCUCGAAGUCGUCCACACAUUAGGUGAAGGAGGUCCUACCGGAGAUUUGCCACCAGGGAAAUCCCUAGUGUUCGCCUGUUUAGAAGUGUGUGUCUGUUUGCUUGUUCGGAGGUUGCCUUCCUUGAGUCCCUUAAAGCAGGAGGGAAGGGUCGGGGUUAUAGGAGUGCGCAAGGGUUUGGGUGUACACGGGGAUACGUUGCUGAUUAAAAGUUUGGCGUCCAUGUCGGAUUUAACUACACUCACAAGUCCUCAAGGUGCGUUAUCCCUUCUGCCCACAAUACUCUAUCUCGCAACGGAGAUUCUACGCGAGAGUAAAGGUGACCCUACACUGUCCGAUGCGGGGAUCCUGCUCUUGCAACAGGCAGCGGAAUGUAAAGUUGUGCGCGUACACCCCGAGACCUGUGAACAGCAUGCCUUACUUCUUCAGAGCACGCUUGCUACUCUUGUGGAUAGAGUUAAGUCUGAGGAACCAGAUCAGCGUAUAGACAACGUGACCGGUGCGCGUGCAAUGGCCGCGAUAUUAGCACGCGCGGCUCCCGCACCGCCCUUGCACUACCCGUGCAUUAACCACUUCCGACAGUGCCUCGAUACUAGGGACCAUGAGGUUUUCGCAUCAUGCUGCACAGUUCUCCGCAGUGUUUGGUCUCGGACCGCCCCCGCGGAGUGUGUGUCGUGGUGGGCGCGGGCACUGGCCGCGCGGGUGGUGGCCCGGGCGGCUGCGGCCCGCCACGCCACAGACGCGUCGCACGUCAAGGCCGCAAUUUCCGCGGUCACUGCAUUGGAUGAGUUGGUUGACGCCGCACCGGACGCCGCACAGGAUCCUCACAAAGGUAUCCAAAUGCUCUGGAUCCUUGUGCCAAUAGUGAUCUCGUAUUUACGCGAGGCUUCGGAUUUACCGCGCGCGCCCGCACAUGUGCGUACUCUACACGAGUUCGCGUUACACUGGCUGAUGCGCGUCGGACCUAAGCAUCCCCAGGAGUUCAAAACAAUGAUGCAACAGUCUUCGGAGCUUCGUUCAAAGCUUGAAAAUGCAGUAAAAGCUAAUCAAGCAAAUCGAAACGCACGUCGAUCAGCGUCCACGCGGCCCGCCUUUGACACCCGCCCCGCCAAACCUACAAUAGAACUUAAGACAGACUUUAGCGACUUCAGGUAAACCUGUAUCUAGUUAUUAGGUGAAACAUUUUAGAGGUAAGCCAAUAUUUGUCAUUGACUAAUGUGAGUAUUAAAGUAUUUGAAUGUAGCUAAUCGCAACGCGCUGGAUUUAAAAAUAUGGACACUGUACCUAUUAGAUAAAUUAGACAGAAAUUUGUUAUAUAUGAAAUAUUAUUUUAAACUAAAGAAAGAUCAAUAUUUGUCAUUGACUAACAUUAGUAUAAAACAUAAUUGUAUCAGGCUUCAAAGUCCGUUUUUGACACUCGCACCUCUAAACCUAUUAAAUUUAUGACAUAAAGUUUUCAGGUAAGCCUGUAUUAAGUUUUUGGUAAGUGAAAAGAUGAUUUCAAAGUUAAGGCCAAUAUUUGUCAUUGCCUAGCCAGUUAACAGUUAACUUAACAGUUUGAAUCAAACUAAAAUCGCAAACGUUAAAAGUCUGCAUGUAUUUAAAACUCACUCGGUUAAACCUACUAUUUAACUUACGUCAGAUUUUCGUGUUUUUAGAUAUAUAAAAUUAAUUCAGAAUUGGGAUGUGAAAGUUUAGACGAAUAUUGGUCACUGAACGAUUCAACGGUUGUAAGAAAUUUGCCCUCGUAAUAAUAACAAAAAUAGUAAGUAAUAGGAAAAAAAGUAAGUAAAUAUUAAGUAAUACUGAGUGGAGAGAGUUAUUUCAGUAGAUAACAAUAAUUACUUGAUAAGUAUUGUACGUAAUUAUUGAAUGCAAUAAUAAGAAAUUUUAUAUUCGAAUCUAAAGGAAAGUUGCGUAGCAACUUCAUACAUGAAUUUAUGGCAUCGUCUUACGUAAACGUACUGCAUUUUUUUAUUAUAAAGUAUUCGUUACUAUUUGUGUAUUUCUUUUAAUUGUAUUUAUAUUAAAACGAAACCGGCGAACUUAUUUGUCAAUUAAAAUUCCUAAAUUGUACUACAAAGAAUAAAAAUUGCAGUGAAACUUCUCUAGGCACGGGGAAGCAAUUUCAUGAUGGAAUAUUUUGUUAAUACAAAUUUUAGUAUUUUUUUGUACACUAAAAACGGUCAAGCAGAAAUUAACUUAAAACAAGGUAUGUAGUGCUGAUUCAAUCUUAGAAAAAGUUGUCUAAUUUGAGACAAAUUUGACGACUUUAAUUUCAAUGGACCGAAACAAUUUGAUUCCAUUCGACAUAAUCCAACUCGAUUGUCCAGCGACAAAGAAGUUUCACAUUUAUGCAUAUACAUUUACAUGAUGUAAAUGUGUUGUUUUUACAUAAAAAAAGUGGUAGAAAACGAUAAGUUAGUAUGGUGAGAAGUAAAAUUGUUUACGUAAGCUAAGACUAGAAAGAAUAUAUUAUAUUUUAAUUUCCCAAUAAGUAUAAUUAAAUAAAAUGUUUACGUUCUUCUAUCUCACGAAGACUAGCUAAGUUUUAUGUAUGUGUUAAGCUGAAGUGCGAAUGCGUCUAAUUUUAGUACAGCAGCUGUUGGUAAAACUUUAGAUGUAUAUUAUUUAUUUGUGGCUAAAACUAGAAAAGGUGAUUGUCUUUAGUACAUCAUAUAUGUAUACCGCCUGUUGUAUUCUACUUCUGUCCUUUUAUUUCUAUUGUUUUUUUUUAUUUUUCUAACUUCAUAGUGGUUUACAAAUAAAGAGUUAAAUAAAAUUUAUAAAUAAAUAUAACAGCGCACAUAACUACCAGCUUCGUGUUAUUGCUUAACUGUCUUCGUGAUGUAGAAGGACUAUACAAUUAAAAUAUAAAGAACAUAGUAUACUGUGAUAGUGUUUUGAAAUUAUGAAAAGCCAAAUUUUGUUGUUGUAUACGAAUUAAUGUUUAUAUAUCUAUGUCGCAGGGAAUGGGUAUGUCAGUGAUUUUACGAAUUACCAAGGAAUACCAUUACAUUCCAGAAUAAAGCAUUUUUUUUGUAAUAUUUUUGGACGACAAACUUCAAAAGCUCAGAUUUUAAGUAUCUAAAGUAGUGAAAAAAAAAGGUAUUUUAUAAAUAAAUGACACGAACCAUACAAUAAUAAAAACUUCAACAAACUUAAAUAAUGUAGUAUAUAUUUGUGGUAUCCAGUUUUCUCAUUCUUCCUUGAGCAAAUGUUUUCUAUAUUUGUUUUUUUUUAAGUUUUUAUCUAAGGCUUUUUACUGGAUUAGGUAAUACAAGCGGUGAUAGGCUAUAGUAAGGCUUCGGGUCCGUUUUGAGGGAUCGAAUAGGAUUCCCGGCAUGCACCACUUAACUUUCGGAGUUAUGUGCGUUUAAGCAAUUAAAUGAUAAUUGGUUCAACAGUUAAGGAAAACGUCGUGAGGAAACCAACUAUCUACUGAGUAUUCACCGUAAAGUUCUUAAAGUCGUGUGAAGUUUACCAAUUGCUGAUUGGUAAACUUGGCCAGCGUGGUGGAAUACCGCCUCUCUCAUUCUGAGAUGAGACCAGUGUUAUGUAAUGGGCUAUAAUGGAUUGAUAAUAUAAGUAUCCCUGGAAAAUAAAUCUCUGGUAUUCUCAUCCCCCUGUGACAUCCAUCCACUGCCUUAAACUUCCGAUGAGUUAAGGCUAAUGCAUACAACGCUGCGUUAUAUAUGGAGGCAAUUUUCUGCAUUUAUUGUAUUGUCUUGCAGAUCGAGUGACAAACAAAAUUGCCUGUGUUUAUCUGGUUGCCUCGUGUGAGAUUUUAUUCCGAAGCCUGUCUAUACAUAUAAUAAAUACAUUUAUAUCUAUAUACAUAAUAUAUCAAUCGCGAGAAUGUUAACUACGAUUUAUAUGGAAUCGCAAAA
Molecule: messenger RNA, 9103 nt
Organism: Pararge aegeria (speckled wood butterfly)
Lineage: Eukaryota; Metazoa; Arthropoda; Insecta; Lepidoptera; Nymphalidae
Product: HEAT repeat-containing protein 5B
Exons: 40
Coding region: 144-6368 (2074 amino acids)
Biological process (GO): retrograde transport, endosome to Golgi; endocytosis; intracellular protein localization
Cellular component (GO): endocytic vesicle; Golgi apparatus; membrane
Source: RefSeq, a predicted model, not a curated record